UAAACUGACAGGUUUUCUAGCCUCAGUGGUAAAACCCGGGGACCAGCCCAUUUAUUUAAAGUGUUUACGUGGAGCUGCCCUCACCUUACCAGGAAGCGAUUGAUUAACUCAGACGCUCACAGAGGAACGGCUUCAUUUUCCUAUUUCACAGAGAUUUUGCUCCGGGCACACUGAGAUGUUGAAAUGAAGAUAGAUGAAAAAGUCCUCACCUAUUUUGAAUCUUCCAACUCACCUGUGGAUAAGGAAGGGUACCUGUACAAGAAGGGUGAGAUCAAGACUUCCUAUCAGAAGCGCUGGUUCGUGCUGAAGGGGAACCUCCUCUUCUACAAAGACCGGCAGACCGACCGGGAUCUGGUAGGAGUGAUUGUUCUGGAGGGCUGCACCGUCCAGCUGUGCGAGUCCGAGGAGAAGUUUGCCUUCUCGCUGGUGUGGAGCGAGCCAGGGCUGCGGACGUACAAGUUUGCCGCGGAGGACCAGGCCAGUCAGGAGAGCUGGAUCAAAGCCCUGCUGUCAGCCAGCCACAGCUACCUGGCCCUGCUUGUAGUGGACAUGGAGUCGAAGUACAGAGAUGCAGUGGGCGCCCUCUCCAGUCAACCAAGCAAACCUUUCGUCAUGCCAAAUUUCAACACCAUCCAGCCUGCUGUCUUUGUGACCUCAAACACCUGCACCUCAUCUGCGCUGGGAACAGCAUCCAGCCCGAAUUCCUGUCCAAACCUACAAGCUCUUACCAUUUCAUCCAAGACGGCUAGUAAGAAAUCACCCAAACUGCGAUCGAAGAAGAAUGCCAGCGUGGUGCCUAUGUUUGAUCCAUUUCAGACGAUUGGGGAGUACGACUUUAACCAGCUGCAUGAAGAUUACGGAAAGGAAGUGAAGGAACUGAUUGCCAUGUGGUCAAAGAAAGGACACGGCGGUGCGAAUGUUCAGGAUGAAAACUUGAUAGAUUUUGGAUGAUAAAAGUUUGCUUUGUUUCUAACCCUUAACUUAUAGAGAAGCUUUAUCAUGCAUACGUGCACUGGAUUAGAAAUGUAUCGGUAAUAUAUAGUUGACAUAGUUAUAUUUGUUUUCUUCCAGAAACAUGCUGUUUCUUUUUUACUUACAUUUUCAUAGAUUCGUCAAUAAAUGAUCUAUGAUCAUCCGUUUUAUUAA
Molecule: messenger RNA, 1146 nt
Organism: Oreochromis aureus
Lineage: Eukaryota; Metazoa; Chordata; Actinopteri; Cichliformes; Cichlidae
Product: sesquipedalian-1-like
Exons: 4
Coding region: 184-951 (255 amino acids)
Biological process (GO): endosome organization; receptor recycling; retrograde transport, endosome to Golgi
Cellular component (GO): early endosome; trans-Golgi network; recycling endosome
Source: RefSeq, a predicted model, not a curated record